UUUAGCUAAAAAUGUCUUACAUCUCGCCUUGCCAAGGCUUUUAUCCAGAGCAUUUGAAGAGACUCAAAUCGUUCAGAACAAAGAGAAAUAUGGAUAUCACUGAUAUAGAGGGAUCGAAGCCUAACUACUGGGUAGCUAGGUUCCAGAAAAGAGACCAUAUGCGCACAGAUGAUAUAGAUGGAGCCACUGCUCCUAGAAUCCCUAAAUACACAGGGAGAAGGACUCGUGAGAGUUACACGAGGCUUACCAAUACGAAAAUGCUUAAUUCAAGAGUAAAAUUAAACGAUAUCUGGCAUGAUAAUUCACUUAAAAAUAAUGAUUCGUAUGCAACUUUGCCAGCAAAUGAUUCUCCUCAUAAAGGAGAAUCAUACAGCCCUGCUAGGUCAAGAGAAGGCUCUGGAGAUCGGUUUGAGUCUCCCACCAACCUCCAGAUGGAGGAGAAGAAGAAGAGAAUUGUAGUUCCUAGACAAAGCAUUUUGGAGACCCCUCCUGGCAACAGCUUGGACAUCCGGCCUAAAAUCCCGAGGUUAUAUAAGAUAAGAUCUGAAAAGAGACUCUCUGGGAUCGGCAACCAAAGUUUUGAUCAUUCUUUGGAGUCUUUUCCAACUGGCCAUCCUCAGAAGAUACACAAUACGACUAUCAAGCUCCAAGAUGGAAAAAUUAGAGAAAAUGCUAAGAAUAUUCUCUCAAAAAGCUUCGAGUCAAUUCCAGAUGAGAUGCUCCAGUCUAGGAAUAAAGGAACUCUAGACCUUAAGAGGAACCUCCUAUCAAACAACUACAGGACAGAGAAUGCUAAUGACCCAUAUUCAGGACAAGUCUUAGAGGGCUCGGAUUAUGGAUAUGAAGUUCCUAGGUUCAAUAAGCCUCCUCCAGUGCAUCAAAAUACGAAAAUUUAUAAUACAAAUCCAUGGACUGACCACAAGACAUCUCCAGUGCAGAUUAGGAUGAAUAGAUACUCUAGAGACUUAAAACGGGCUAGGAAUGGCCCAAAAUGGAAUCUGCCAAGUAUCAACAAUAGAGGCGCACACAAGUUAAACUUCAAAAACCAGGAGCACAAGGUAUUAAGAGAGUCCUUGCAUGGAAGCCCUUCAUAAAUAUAUUUUUCAACGCCACCCAGGGACGAG
Moneuplotes crassus is the source of this 1124-nucleotide messenger RNA. NCBI's taxonomy places the organism in Eukaryota, Ciliophora, Spirotrichea, Euplotida, Euplotidae. The record is from the annotation of a GenBank genome assembly.